CGUUAUUCACAAAGCCCGAUUUUCACUGACCUUCCAGCUACGGACUGAUAGGAAUCGAAUGCCUUUGUACUUCUUCCUGGAAAAUUCGAUUCAUUAUUCCUUGUGGGUUCAAAGUUGAUAGAUUGGGUUAGCGGGAGAUAUGGGAAGGUUGUUCUUGAUCAAUCUAGAAGGAAACAUCUACAGCUGCAAGCACUGCCGUACGCAUCUUGCCCUUCUUGAUGAUAUUAUAUCCAAGUCUUUCCAUUGCAGGCAUGGGAAGGCUUACCUAUUUAAUGAAGCUGUGAAUGUCACAGUUGGAGAGAAAGAAGAGCGGAUGAUGAUAACAGGACUGCAUACUGUUGUUGACAUAUUCUGUGUCACAUGUGGGUCCAUUGUUGGAUGGAAAUACGAAGCUGCACAUGAGAAAAGUGAAAAGUACAAAGAAGGAAAGUUCAUUCUUGAAAGGUUUAAGGUUGUUGGCCCUGAUGGCAGCAGAUACUUGCAAGCUCAAGAAACUCAUGUUGCCGGAAGUGAUGGUGAUGACGCUUGAUUUGCUCAUCUUAGGAUCAUUCUAUUUUCACAUUCGAAUU
This is a messenger RNA of Neltuma alba, 569 nucleotides long. Its product is annotated as protein yippee-like. The record is from RefSeq and is a predicted model, not a curated record. Bases 140 to 529 code for a protein of 129 amino acids. Lineage: Eukaryota; Viridiplantae; Streptophyta; Magnoliopsida; Fabales; Fabaceae. The transcript is spliced from 6 exons.